Molecule: messenger RNA, 1359 nt
Organism: Brenthis ino (lesser marbled fritillary)
Lineage: Eukaryota; Metazoa; Arthropoda; Insecta; Lepidoptera; Nymphalidae
Source: the annotation of a GenBank genome assembly
AUGGAAAAAACACAGUUGCUUUGCAGAAACUCUGAACUUAUGAGAAAACUCAGAAAUUUAUGGUCUUCUCAUAAGAAAUACUGCACAACCACUAUAGCACCUUAUCGAAGUUACACUCCAUUAAGUGGAUAUCCAUGUAGCUCAUCCUAUGAUUUAGAUCGCACGUACUUGACCUCUACGCCUUAUACAUUUAGAAAUAGAUUUAGAAGAACCGAUGGAUCUAGUUACAUUGGUGAUAAAGACGAUAUUGGUAAUCUAAGCAGAAACUUAAGUGAUCUCUCUAUAGAUAAAAUUUGUGAUUCUGACGAUGAUCAUAUAAAGCGUCAAGUAGAGGGCCUCGGGAAAUCCCUCCAAUCUACAUAUUCGCACCAACCUAGUAAUUAUGAAGCACCUUCCUCGCACACACCCGCAGCCAACAGAAUAUCACAUUCCCCACCCAGCGCCGGACCAAACUAUACCAGAACUGAGUCCCCCAAUAACGCCGCACUCAGAGGAAACAGUAACAUCCUUAGAGACGACGUUGGAAACUACGAAACGGGAGGAAAUGUAAAUGAAGAACAAAUAAAUGGUCAAAAUAAUGAUAGUCAAAAUUAUUUCCAAGAAUCACAUGAAGAACAAAUUUAUGAUACUGAAAUGAGUCACGAUCAACAAAAUUAUGAUUUAAGCCAAAAUCAAGAACAUUUUGAUAACCAAUCGGAAAAAGUAUCUCAAAAUUAUGAAACCAAUGUAGAACAAGAUCAACAUAACCUUGAUAAAGCUGCAGCACCAGAAGUAACACACACACAAAAUCUAGCAGAAAAAGAAGCAUUUAAUGAAGACCAGCACGUCAAUAUUGGUAGAAAAAUGUCAAAACAAAAUUCUCGUGAAUCUGUAGAUAAAGAUCAAACAUUACGUAAACAAUCAUCAAAAGAAAAGAUUUCCCCAAAACACUUGCCAGCCGAAGUUAAUGAUCCAAAUAAUGAACCUGAAUAUGAUGUGAUAGAAGAAAAAACUGAUUUGGUAGAAGGGACAGAAAAUUUAACAGACGAACAAUCAAAAGAACAAGUUGAAUAUAUCGCAGAAACUGAAAAACCUAUAGAGGAACAAACAGAGCAAUACGAACAAAAUUAUGAUCAGAAUUACGAGCAAAAUUAUGAACAAAAUUACGAAGAACCGCAAUAUACUGAACAGUACGAGAAUUAUGAACAAUAUCCUCAACAAUACGAUCCUAAUACACAAUACGAGCAAUACGGAAACUACCCAGAAGGAUAUACAGAACAAACGUAUGAUAACACGCAAUAUAAUCAAGAAUACCCCACAGAAUAUCCCCAAAAUGCUCCAGAAUCAGAAUCUGCUAAUGAAAAAUUAGCUAGUCAAAGU